Coccinella septempunctata (seven-spotted ladybird) is the source of this 1550-nucleotide messenger RNA. RefSeq names its product protein ANTAGONIST OF LIKE HETEROCHROMATIN PROTEIN 1-like. The record is from RefSeq and is a predicted model, not a curated record. The transcript has 4 exons. Bases 235 to 1383 code for a protein of 382 amino acids. NCBI's taxonomy places the organism in Eukaryota, Metazoa, Arthropoda, Insecta, Coleoptera, Coccinellidae.
CUAAACGCGUUCGGCAUUGACAUCUCAGAUCAGAGAGAUUUUUGUUCACGUGACUCCAGAUAUAUCUGACAAAUCUGAAAUAAUCGAACGAUCUAGAUUAAAAAUUGACAACUGCCAAAUUGACCGUUUUUUUGGUAUUGUUUAUGACUGCAAACCACAUUUUGAACGAUUUUCCCGGAUAGUUUGAAAUAAAAAUAAAUCAUUUUGCAGAUCAAUAUCGAGAUAUUAGAUAUUAUGGCUGAAGGUGGAAUUAGAAAUGAUGUAAAGGUUGCCAUCCUAACAGUGGCACACGGCAAUUUUUUGUUUGAUGAGGAUGAGGAUGAAGUAGAUGUAAAUGUUAAUGAGAAGGUCGAGAAUUUUGCUGAACUGAUUGUGCCUCAGUACUCUGACAAACAGUUUCAGCAACACUUCAGAAUGAAACCGAGUACAUUUGAAGAUUUUCUGCAGAAAUUAAGCCAUGUGUCUCAUAAGUCUGUUGGUCCAGGGCCUUCAGAAAUUAAGAUUGAAAAGCAGGCAAUGAUCACUCUUUGGUGUUUGGCCAACAUGGAAAGUUUUCGCUCUGUAGGAGAUAGAUUUGGGGUGACCAAAUCCACCUGCUGGGAGGUGUUAUAUCGGACAUGCCACAGAAUACUGGCAACGAAUGAAAUUUUCAAAAUAAUCUGCUGGCCAACAGGGGAGAGAGCAUUAUCAAUAAUGCAGUCUUUUCAAGCACUCAGUGGAUUAAAUGGGGUGUUAGGUUGCAUUGAUGGCAGCCAUAUAAAGAUCUUGCCACCGAAGAAUUACCCAAACUCCUAUUGCAAUAGGAAGAAUUUUCAUUCAAUUUUGCUACAAGGGGUUUGUGAUAAUAGGAAACUGUUCACCCAUGUUUAUGCUGGAGAGCCGGGGUCAAUCCAUGAUAACAGACUUUUUGAAAAGUCGGACUUAUUCACUGGCAUUGAAAGUAGAGAGCUGGUUUUUCCGCACGAUAGCCACAUGCUAGGUGACUUAGCAUACAAACUGAGAAGCUACCUAAUGGUUGGUUUCAAAAAUAAUGGAAAUUUGACGAACCGGCAGAAAAAUUUCAAUUUCAAACUAUCAAAGGCAAGAGUAGCAAUAGAAAACGCAUUUGCUCUUUUGAAGGGACGGUUUCGCCGUUUGAAAUACAUGGAGACUGUGAGAUUAGAUUUAAUAGCAUUAUUAACUGUAGUGGCAUGCAUACUACACAAUAUUUGCAUACUUCAAGGAGAAAAUCCAUUGGAUAUUAUAAAUCUUGAAGAGGAACUUGAAGAAGAAAGAAGAUCGAGUAAUAUUGCCAUGUAUGACCUUCCUGAAAAUAACCAGCCAGCUGUAGCUAAGAGACUAUCAAUUAUGAAUGCAUUAGAGCUAGAUCAACAAUUUGUGUAAAAUAGAAAAAUAAUGAAAUGUUUGUUUUACCUACCUCAGCUUUAUUGUAUAUAUUUUAUAUCGAUUAUUCAAAUUAGUGUAGCAUUUUAGUGUUUUUAAUGGGGAAAUUCAAAGGUGGUAAAUACUGUGAAUUUGAUAGAAAUGUUUGGAUUUUGAGACUGUUCAGG